GGAUUGCGCAUGCCUAGCCAGACGUGGCAGAAGCAGCAGCAGUAGCGGCGGCUUGUUCUUUCAGCACGAGCGGGAGCCGGAGCUGGUUAGCUGAUAGCCGCGGCUGGGCACAGCUUUUUGGGAGGAGAGGACUAAGUGCUUGGCAGGGAGAAUGCUGCUGUUUGCCCUCUUGACCAUCUUUCCAGCAUGCCUGUUAUCUGCAAAGAUGUCUCCACUGAUAGAAAAAAUUAGUGAUCAAAAGGACUUUAAGAAGCUCCUGAGGACGCGGAAUAACGUAUUGGUGCUAUACUCUAAAUCUUCGGUGGCUGCUGAAAGUUCGCUCAGGUUAUUAUCUGAUGUAGCCCAAGCGGUGAAAGGCCGAGGUACAAUAUCCUGGAUAGAUUGCGGUGACUCAGAGAGCCGAAAACUAUGCAAGAAGAUGAAAGCUGACCCUAGUUCGAAAGAGAAAGGGGUAGAAUUGUUGCAUUACAAGGAUGGAGCAUUUCACACUGAAUAUAGCAGAGCGCUCACAUCGAAGUCAAUGGUGGCCUUUCUAAAGGAUCCAGAAGGAGCUCCACUGUGGGAAGAGGAUCCUGACGCUAAAGAUAUUGUCCAUUUGGACAGCGAAAAGGAACUUAAAAGGCUUCUGAAGAAGGAAGACAGGCCAUUGCUGCUGAUGUUCUAUGCUCCUUGGUGUGGUGUCUGCAAAAGAAUGAUGCCAUCAUUCCAGCAAGCAUCCACAGAACUGAAGGGCAUGUAUGUAUUUGCAGGGAUGAAUGUCUACUCAGCCGAAUUUGAGAAAAUAAAGGAAGAAUACAAUGUCAGGGGAUAUCCAACCAUCUGCUACUUUGAAAAAGGGAAAUUCCUAUUCAACUUUGAGAACUAUGGUGCUACAGCAAAGGAGAUAGCAGAAUGGCUAAAAGAUCCUGAGCCACCUAAACCACAGACUCCAGAGACUCCCUGGUCAGAAGAGGAUAAUGCUGUCUAUCACCUAACAGAUGAGGACUUCGACAAGUUUAUCAAGGAGCAUCCUUCGGUAUUAGUGAUGUUCUAUGCACCAUGGUGUGGGCACUGUAAGAAAAUGAAACCAGAAUAUGAGGAGGCCGCUGAGAUGCUUCAUACAGACAGUGAUAAACCAGGUGUCCUGGCAGCAGUAGAUGCCACUGUCAGCAAAGCUGUAGCAGAAAGAUUUCACAUAUCAGGAUUUCCAACACUCAAGUACUUCCAGGAUGGAGAGGAGAAAUACACAUUGCCACACCUCCGAACAAAAAGUAAAAUUGUUGAAUGGCUCCAAAACCCUCAGGCACCGCCUCCACCUGAACCAACGUGGGAAGAAAGGCAAACAAAUGUCAUCCACCUUGCAGGCGAAGACUUCAGGGAAUCUUUGAAGAAAAAGAAACAUGCCCUCGUCAUGUUCUAUGCCCCCUGGUGCCCACACUGUAAAAACUCCAUCCCACAUUUCACAAGUGCUGCGGAGCUCUUUAAAGAAGACCGAAAGAUUGCCUAUGCUGCAGUGGACUGUGCCAAAGAACAGAACCAUGAUCUGUGUAAGCAGGAAGGUGUGGAUGGUUACCCGACCUUUAACUACUACAACUAUGGGAAAUUUAUAGAAAAAUAUAAUGGAGACAGAGGGGAAUCUGGAUUUUCCAAUUUCAUGCGAACACUCAGAGAACGAGACCAUGAAAAGAUAGGGAAGAGGAAGGAUGAGUUGUAACUUCUGCCUCAAAACAAACUAUUUCCACUGCACUGUGAAUGGUCUCAGGGCCACUGAUACAAUGCCUGAGAUUUCACAUCUUUUAAAAAUAGAGACUUUUUAAAAAUAGCCAUUUCCAUUUUGUACACCUUUGAAAUAAAGUGGAAUCAUACAAUUUUUAAAAGACAAAUCAGUGACCAUUGUUGCCAUAUUCUGUUACGGAAAACAAAGGAAUAAUUCUUUUCACCAUUUGAUGCACCUAUGCCCAUUGAUACUCCUAUGCAAUCUUUUUGUAAUCUGUAGGUUUGGUAGUGAGUUCCUUUGAGAAGGUAAUUUCUGCAUUUUUAAUUUUUUAAGAAUAUUAUUAUAUGUGAAAUGGCUUUUUAAAAUUGGGUGGGUGGGGGGAGAUCAUGCGGUGACUUAAAGGAAGACAUAAAGGACACCAUCCAGCAGGAGCAAGUUUCCUCAAAAUUAGUGAAAAUUGUGACAAAGAGCAUUGUAGUCCCAGUGGAUUCUGCCCGAAGCCACCUCUUGUACCAUAGGGCGUGAGUGUACAGCACUUCUUCCAGGAGCCAGGUAUGCUUGUGAAAUGCACUUCUGAUCCUUGUAGCCCAUGUGCAGGGGCAGCUAUUAGGCUGUGCUGCUCCACCCUCCCACACUGCAUGGGCUGAUGGAACAUCUGCAGGAGCAGGGAAGGGUGCACAGUCUGAUUUGCAGAUUGGUUGCUACGAUCACACAGGCAUCCUGGAGGGAUGGGGAUAGGGCUGGGGCUGGCACGAAGCACCCUUGGGCAGAUGCUCAAGGCACAUCAUUGGGAAGGGCACUGUUGAUGCUUGCCUUGGCUCCCUGGGGAAGGAUUGGGCCCAGCCAGCAGCUGGCCUGGCCCCCUCCUCUUAUCAUGGUGGUAGAUGCAGAUUUGUUUCAUUCCUGGCAUGGCAGCAACAGUGUUCUAACUAGUGGCUGUUAACCACCAUGUCUCUCCCCCUCCCCAAUGUUCCAUAUUGUUGUGUGAUACUACGUAGCGCAUGGCGGGGGGGAGGGGGUGCGGGAUGGCAGGCCCACUGAGAUUUUGAGCCAGCCCUGGAUAGGGGCUUUCCUUUUCUCCAGAAGAGUGCAAAGGCUCCUAGUUCUGCUUGGCAGUGCCAAACUGGGAGGGUGACUAGAUAUGCCCUUACAGUCAUGCAAAAAGUUACUUUUUCUUCCUAGAGAGAUUUGGGGACUUCUAUUUAAGGUGCUCAGGGAUAAUAGGGAAAUAAUGAAGAAGCAUUGGCCAUUUCAGGUCUUAACUGACUAUAGUGAUGUCUUUUUUCUUUUAAAUCUGCCGUACCUGAACUGUUUACAUAUCUUUAUAGAAUGUAUGGGUUAUUUCAAACAAAUGUCUCUGUGACCGGCACAUGUCAUGCACCAAAUGAGUCUCUGUGUACGUGUUCGCAUCCAUGUUGUCAAAUGCUCCUGUAAGCCUUGGGGUAUAGUGCAGGUAUACAGUCUUACUUCUUAAUUUAUGAUCUGACCAUAUGAACUGCGUAUUUGCUAAGCAUUCCGUUUGAUUGUAAGUUUGACAGAGGCAUUGAUAUUUUUGAUAUGAAGAAACAUCAUGCAACAAUACUUGUUUACGUUCCAAAGGCUUGUCUGUGUGUGUGAAAUGCAGGAAAAAAGUAUAAUUUUUUAGAAAUCUAUAGAAGCAGGUCAUGCUUUUUCAAACUAUUUGUUUAGCUGGUCAGUGGUGUAAGACAAUACAGCAUUCCUAGAACUAGCUUUUACAAGUGCAUAAUUGUGUGCUGAUUCUGUGAGGUGAGGGUGAUUUAGACAUUGUGUCUUCACAAGGGUUUUUUGUGAUUUCCAAUUUGAUCAAAAAUAAUAAACAAUUGAAAAUAUGCUUUAA
This is a messenger RNA of Hemicordylus capensis (graceful crag lizard), 3554 nucleotides long. It is a transcript of the gene PDIA5, whose product is annotated as protein disulfide isomerase family A member 5. NCBI's taxonomy places the organism in Eukaryota, Metazoa, Chordata, Lepidosauria, Squamata, Cordylidae. Gene Ontology annotation, molecular function: protein disulfide isomerase activity. The transcript is spliced from 17 exons. The record is from RefSeq and is a predicted model, not a curated record. Gene Ontology annotation, cellular component: endoplasmic reticulum. Bases 152 to 1693 code for a protein of 513 amino acids. Gene Ontology annotation, biological process: protein folding.